Molecule: messenger RNA, 1944 nt
Organism: Penicillium brevicompactum
Lineage: Eukaryota; Fungi; Ascomycota; Eurotiomycetes; Eurotiales; Aspergillaceae
Gene: rpdA
Product: histone deacetylase RPD3
Exons: 4
Coding region: 1-1944 (647 amino acids)
Molecular function (GO): histone deacetylase activity
Source: RefSeq, a predicted model, not a curated record
AUGGCCGCGGAACCGAUCUCCAAUACCCUUCUUGGCUCCAAGAACAAGAAGGUUGCCUACUUCUACGACUCCGAUGUGGGUAACUAUGCCUACGUGUCGGGCCACCCUAUGAAGCCUCAUCGCAUACGUAUGACGCACAGUCUUGUGAUGAACUAUGGUCUUUACAAGAAAAUGGAGAUUUACCGAGCGAAACCUGCUUCAAAGUAUGAGAUGACCCAAUUCCACACCGAUGAAUAUAUCGAUUUCCUCUCCAAGGUGACACCGGACAAUAUGGAUCACUUCUCCAAAGAACAAAGUCGAUACAACGUUGGAGACGAUUGUCCAGUUUUCGACGGGCUUUUUGAGUUCUGCGGAAUUAGUGCAGGUGGUAGUAUGGAAGGUGCUGCGCGACUGAACCGCAACAAGUGCGAUGUUGCUGUCAAUUGGGCCGGUGGUCUCCAUCACGCCAAGAAGAGUGAAGCAAGUGGCUUCUGUUACGUCAAUGAUAUUGUGCUCGGAAUUCUGGAGCUUCUGCGUUUCAAACAACGAGUCCUCUAUGUCGAUAUUGAUGUUCACCACGGUGAUGGUGUUGAAGAAGCUUUCUACACGACUGAUCGCGUUAUGACUGUUUCUUUCCACAAGUACGGCGAGUACUUCCCCGGUACUGGCGAGCUCCGUGAUAUCGGUGUUGGACAGGGCAAGCACUAUGCAGUCAACUUCCCGCUCCGUGAUGGUAUCAAUGACGUCUCCUAUAAGAGCAUUUUCGAACCUGUCAUCAAGAGUGUCAUGGAAUGGUAUCGCCCAGAGGCUGUGGUUCUUCAGUGCGGUGGUGACAGUCUUUCCGGUGAUCGUCUGGGUUGCUUCAAUUUGAGUAUGCGAGGACAUGCCAACUGCGUCAACUUCAUCAAAAGCUUUGAUCUGCCGACCCUGAUUCUUGGCGGCGGCGGUUACACGAUGCGCAAUGUCGCACGAACUUGGGCUUACGAGACCGGUAUUCUUGUUGGAGAGGGUCUUGAAUCGGAGUUGCCAUAUAAUGACUACUAUGAGUACUUUGCUCCUGAUUACGAACUUGAUGUUCGCCCUUCAAACAUGGACAAUGCCAACACCAAAGAAUACCUUGACAAGAUCCGCAAUCAAGUUGUUGAAAACCUGAAGCGCACAGCAUUUGCCCCUUCGGUCCAAAUGACGGAUGUUCCACGAAACCCGAUCUUGGAUGGCAUGGAUGAUGAGGCUGACGACGUGAUGGAUGAUCUUGAUGACGAUGAAAAUAAGGAUAAACGUUUCACUCAACGACGAUUUGAUCAAUACACAGAGAAAGCCGGUGAACUCAGUGAUAGCGAGGACGAAGAAGAAAACGCCGCCAACGGUGUCCGUCGCCAGCCUGGUGCCGUCCGCCGCCGAAACCAAGUCAACUACCGCAACCUCGAGCCGGACUCUGGGCUGGACAGUGGCAUGGCAACCCCACAAGAUGCCUCAUCUGCCGCGGACGGGGAAAUGGAUUCCACCGUGGACGCUAAAAUGGCCGAUGCCCCACGCACUGAGCCCGAAGCAGCUUCCACCGCCCCGGAAGCUUCACAUGCCGAUGAUACUCCUGUGACCGAUGCUGACCGCAUGGCUGUGGGGAAUGAUCACCAAGCAGCCUCUGUUACACCACAGCGCCAGUCACCACCCCCUCACGAUGAAGAUGCAACCAUGGAGGAUGUCGCUGCUGUUACUGAAUCCACCGGGUCGGACCAAGCUCCUGUCCAGACUGAUAUCAAGAAGCCCGUCGGAGAGACUUCUCAGGCCGAUGACGCCGUCUCCCCUCUCGGCAAGGCCAAGUCACCUUUGAACGACACUGCCGAGGCCGGCUUGAAGGGUGUUGAGUCGUCCACCGAAGUCUCCGCACCUGCUGCAGACACUGAAGCAACAACCACCAAGGAAGAAAACCCGGCACAGCCCGAAGCCCUCAAGAAAGAGGAGUGA